AUGAUGGACCCAGAGCUGCUCGACAAGCUCGACUUCAUCGCACGGGCGAUGCGUCGGCGCGGCGAUGUGCCGUUUGGCGGCAUUCAGGUGAUUCUGUGCGGCGACUUCAUGCAGCUCCCGCCGAUACCGCCGCGCCGCAACCAGUGGAAGCAGCAGCGGGAAGAAGAAGAAGGAGGAGGCAGACGCAACGGGUGUGAGGGCGACGGUGACGAAGAAGAAGUGGUGGUGGCGGCGGCGACACCGCGGCGCAGCACGUACUGCUUCGAGGGCGAGGCGUGGAAAGCGCUGGAGUUGACAACUGUCGUCUUGCGGCAGAAGUUCCGGCAGCACCACGACGCCUCCUUUCAGCGCGUGCUGGACGAUGUGCGCUUCGGCACGCUGUCGAUGCAGACGCACGAGCUGCUCAUGUCCCGCGCUGUGGCCCGGACGGGGGGCAGUGCCAAGUCGCGAAGGAGACAUGGGCUCGCGGACGAGACGGCAAAUGCUGUAACUGUGGCGGAGGGGGGUAACGAGAAGGAGCGGUAUGUGCGGCUGUGUGCCACCAACAAGGAGGUGGAGGCCCGCAAUGCGAAAUACUUUGCCGCGCUGGAGCCGUGUGGUCUCGGCGCGUCCGCCAUGAUGACGUCUGCACCCGCGCAGCUGCAGGAUACCAACGCAGCGGCUGCUGCUGCUGAUAGUGAUAAAGGCCGCUCUGCGCGCGUGUGCGCCGACGAUGACGAUGCAGCAGACCAGAGCGACACCACACGUCCGCUGAUGCAGUACCGCGCGUACGACACGUACGACGACGAGGACGGCGGCCCACCGUCGUGGGUGAAGUUCGAGGACAGCACGCUGCCCACGGAGCUCGUGCUGAAGGUUGGCACACGUGUGAUGUUGCUGCAGAACAUCUCUCUCCGUCUCGGGCUGGUGAACGGCUCGGUGGGCGAGGUCGUCGGUUUCCUGCACCCGCUCGAGCUCGUCGAGCUUGUCUUGCGUGCGCCGCGCGAGCGGCACUGUGCGUCGGCGCGCGGGCAGGAGUUACUGCAGCGUGGUGGCUUUUCUACGGUUCACGACGCCUUCCGCUGCGUCGACACGGCGAUUGGGCAGUCGCUCUUCUGGUCGCUGCGGCAACGGGGCAUGCGGCAGCCCGCCGAGGUGAGCUAUGGCGCGGUGUACGGCAACACGCACCACCAGACCUUGCAGCGGCUGGUGGGGCUUGCAGGCGCAGCAGCGGCACAGAGUGUGCACCCGCUGGAGAUGUACCUGGGGGGCGUCACACCGCAGCAGCUGCGCCGCACACGGCUGCCGGUGGUGAAGCUAGACUUGCAGCCGCAGCACCUCAGUCUCCGCAACACCAGCAGUAGCAGCACCGACAACCGUGGGGUGCAGCUUCCGCGGCAUGUGUACGCGUUCGUGUCGCCGAGCUCGCACCAGUGGUAUAUGGGCGAUCAGGUUGUUGCGACGCGCACACAGCUUCCGCUGCGGCAGGCGUGGGCGAUGACUGUGCACAAAGCGCAGGGCCUCACCAUCUCGCAUGUGGAGGUGUCGAUGCACCGCUUCUUCUCCCCUGGGCAGGCGUACGUUGCGCUCAGCCGCGGCACACGGCUGGAGAAUAUCCGACUGCUGAACUUCGGCGACAACAGCAUUCGCGCCUGCCCGAUUGCGAAAAGCUUCUACGCGGCGCUGGAGGAGGCGGGGGACGUGGAAGUGUAG
Trypanosoma grayi is the source of this 1692-nucleotide messenger RNA. RefSeq names its product PIF1 helicase-like protein. Gene Ontology annotation, biological process: DNA repair; telomere maintenance. Bases 1 to 1692 code for a protein of 563 amino acids. Gene Ontology annotation, molecular function: DNA helicase activity. NCBI's taxonomy places the organism in Eukaryota, Euglenozoa, Kinetoplastea, Trypanosomatida, Trypanosomatidae. The transcript has a single exon. The record is from RefSeq and is a predicted model, not a curated record.